Messenger RNA from Monodelphis domestica (gray short-tailed opossum), 7510 nucleotides. RefSeq names its product kinase D interacting substrate 220 (gene KIDINS220). Gene Ontology annotation, biological process: nerve growth factor signaling pathway. The record is from RefSeq and is a predicted model, not a curated record. Gene Ontology annotation, molecular function: PDZ domain binding; protein kinase regulator activity. NCBI's taxonomy places the organism in Eukaryota, Metazoa, Chordata, Mammalia, Didelphimorphia, Didelphidae.
GGGGCCACGUGAUCUGUCAGUUCGGGAGAGAAGGAGGAAAAUGGCUGCUCAGGUUGAGCGGUAGAAGGUCGCUGGAGCCGGCGCUGCCGUCCCCUGCUUUUCUGUUCUGACAGCGCAAGCCAUAAAGGUGGCUCCUCGGCUGGGGCCCGAAAGAAGCCCCAGCCGGGUUUCCAGACGGCACUGAGAUAUAGAUACGGAAGCUUUUCUGUGAAGAUGGCAAACCUUUUGAAUGAGAGUCUGCUGACUUAUGUAGAAGAGGAAAAUAUUCCUGCCCUAAAAGCACUCUUGGAGAAAUGCAAGGAUGUGGAUGAAAGAAAUGAGUGUGGCCAGACUCCAUUGAUGGUAGCUGCUGAAAAUGGCAAUCUGGAGAUAGUAAAAGAACUACUUAAGAAUGGAGCUAAUUGCAACCUUGAAGAUGCGGAUAACUGGACAGCCCUUAUAUCUGCAGCAAAAGAAGGCCAUGUAGAUGUUGUAAAAGAACUACUUAACCAUGAUGUUAAUUUGGAACAAAAAGAUAUGGGAGGAUGGACAGCUCUUAUGUGGGCAUGUUACAAAGGCCGUACUGAAGUAGUAGAGUUGCUCCUUUCAAAAGGUGCCAAUCCAAAUGUCACUGGACUGCAAUACAAUGUAUAUCCAAUAAUUUGGGCUGCUGGACGAGGUCAUGCAGAUAUUGUAUAUCUGUUACUGAAACAUGGAGCUAAAGUCAACUGUACUGAUAAGUUUGGAACUACCCCCUUAGUGUGGGCUGCACGAAAGGGCCAUUUGGAAUGUGUUAAAUACUUACUACGCAUGGGAGCAGAUGUUGAUCAGGAAGGAGCUAAUUCAAUGACUGCCCUUAUUGUGGCAGUAAAGGGUGGUUACACACAGUCAGUAAAAGAAAUUUUGAAAAGGAACCCAAAUGUGAAUUUAACAGAUAAAGAUGGAAAUACAGCUUUGAUGAUUGCUUCAAAGGAGGGACACAUUGAAAUUGUACAGGAUUUACUUGAUGCUGGAACAUAUGUGAAUAUUCCUGAUAGGAGUGGGGACACUGUGUUAGUUGGUGCUGUCAGGGGGAGUCAUGUUGAAAUUGUUCGAGCCCUCCUACAGAAAUAUGCUGACAUUGAUAUUAGAGGACAUGAUAAUAAAACUGCUUUAUAUUGGGCUGUUGAGAAAGGCAAUGCAGCAAUGGUGAGAGAUAUCCUGCAGUGCAAUCCAGAUACUGAAAUAUGCUCAAAGGAUGGUGAGACACCACUUAUAAAGGCCACGAAGAUGAGAAAUAUUGAAGUGGUUGAACUUCUCCUAGAUAAAGGAGCUAAAGUGUCUGCUGUAGAUAAGAAAGGAGAUACUCCUCUCCAUAUUGCUAUUCGUGGCAGAAGCCGGAAGCUUGCAGAACUUCUUUUAAGAAAUCCAAAAGAUGGACGACUGCUUUAUAGGCCAAACAAAGCAGGAGAAACACCAUACAAUAUUGAUUGUAGCCAUCAGAAAAGUAUUUUAACUCAAAUAUUUGGAGCCAGACACUUGUCUCCUCAUGAGACAGAUGGAGACAUGCUUGGUUAUGACUUGUAUAGCAGUGCUCUGGCUGAUAUUCUUAGUGAACCAACCAUGCAGCCCCCAAUUUGUGUGGGAUUGUAUGCCCAGUGGGGAAGUGGGAAAUCAUUUUUGCUCAAGAAACUAGAAGAUGAGAUGAAGACUUUUGCAGGACAACAAAUUGAACCUCUUUUCCGUUUUUCAUGGCUUCUAGUAUUUCUUACCCUGUUGCUUUGUGGAGGGUUGGGUUUAUUGCUUACUUUUACUGUGGACUUGAAACUUGGUAUAGCAGGUGCAUUAAGUCUCUUGGCACUCCUGUAUAUAUUCUUUACUGUAAUUUACUUUGGUGGUCGAAGGGAAGGAGAGAGUUGGAAUUGGGCCUGGGUAGUGAGCACUAGGUUGGCAAGACAUAUUGGCUACUUGGAACUUCUCCUCAAACUGAUGUUUGUAAACCCCCCUGAACUGCCAGAGCAAACUACAAAAGCUUUACCUGUCAGGUUUUUAUUUACAGAUUACAAUAGACUCUCUAGUGUAGGUGGAGAAACUUCAUUGGCCGAGAUGAUUGCAACUCUUUCUGAUGCUUGUGAAAGGGAAUUUGGAUUCUUAGCCACAAGACUUUUUCGAGUAUUCAAGACUGAAGAUACACAGGGUAAAAAAAAGUGGAAGAAAACUUGCUGCCUUCCAUCUUUUGUCAUCUUCCUUUUCAUCUUGGGCUGUAUUGUUGCUGGAAUUACUCUUCUUGCUAUAUUUAGAGUUGAUGAAAAACAUAUAACAGUAAAUGCUAUUCUUAUAUCAGUUGCAUCUAUUGUUGGUUUGGCCUUCAUCUUAAACUGUCAUACUUGGUGGAAAGUACUGGACUCUAUCUUAAAUUCUCAGCGUAUCCGUCUCCAUAAUGCUGCCACCAAACUGCACAAGUUGAAAAGUGAAGGGUUCAUGAAGGUUCUGAAAUGUGAAGUAGAAUUAAUGGCUAAAAUGGCAAAAACUAUUGACAGCUUCACUCAGAAUCAGACAAGAUUAGUGGUCAUAAUCGAUGGGCUGGAUGCCUGUGAACAAGACAAAGUCCUACAGAUGUUGGAUACGGUCCGAAUUCUGUUUUCUAAAGGUCCAUUCAUUGCUAUUUUUGCAAGUGAUCCACACAUUAUUAUAAAAGCAAUUAACCAGAACCUCAAUAGUGUACUUCGUGAUUCAAAUAUAAAUGGUCAUGACUACAUGCGCAAUAUAGUUCAUUUGCCUGUCUUCCUUAAUAGUCGUGGAUUUAGCAGUGCAAGAAAAUUUCUUGUUACUACCACUUCAAAUGGAGAUGUUCUAUGUUCUGAGAAUACAGGAUUACAUGAAGAUGCUGAUAGAAGAGUUUCACAAAACAGUCUUGGGGAAAUUACUAAACUUGGCAGCAAGACCGCCCUCAACAGACGGGACACUUAUAGAAGAAGACAGAUGCAACGCACCAUUACACGCCAGAUGUCUUUUGAUCUUACAAAGCUAUUGAUGACAGAGGACUGGUUUAGUGAUAUCAGUCCUCAGACCAUGAGAAGACUACUUAAUAUUGUUUCUGUGACAGGACGAUUAUUGAGAGCCAAUCAAAUUAAUUUCAAUUGGGAUAGGCUUGCUAGCUGGAUCAACAUUACAGAACAAUGGCCCUAUCGAACUUCAUGGCUGAUACUGUAUUUGGAGGAAACAGAAAAUGUUCCAGAUCAAAUAACAUUAAAAACCAUCUAUGAGAGAAUAUCCAAGAAUAUCCCAACAACUAAAGAUGUUGAGCCAUUACUUGAAAUUGAUGGUGACAUAAGGAACUUUGAAGUGUUUUUGUCUUCACGGACACCAGUUCUUGUGGCUCGGGAUGUAAAAAUCUUUUUGCCAUGUACUGUAAACCUGGAUCCAAAACUUCGAGAAAUUAUUGCAGAUGUUCGUGCUGCAAGAGAACAGAGUACUAAUAUUGGAGGACUUCAGUAUCCUCCUCUGCCACUACAAGAUGUGAAUCCUCGAACCUCUUCAUUUAAUCUGCCUGGAGCUAUAAAUUCUCCAAAUACCUUUACUGGACCUUUUCCUGGUAGUAUGAUAUCACCACAGCCUCAUAGCAGCUAUUACAGUGGCAUGACAGGACCUCAGCAUCCCUUUUAUAACCGGCCAUUCUUUGUCCCAUAUGUUUACUCGCCAAGGUAUUACCCUGGCGGUUUCCAACAUCUCAUCCCACGUCCAUCAAUAAAAACGAGUUUUUCCAGAGAUCAUAGAAGUGGCCUAGAAGUUAUCAAGGAGGAUGCUGCUGAGGGGCUUUCUUCACCCACAGACUCCUCAAUGCAGUGUAAAUCUGGGUUUAACAAACAGAGACAGGGAACAGCAUCAGGUGCAGGAGUGGCAGUAAUAUUGAACUCAAUGACUGUGGAUGCUGUAUGUGAGAAACUGAAACAAAUAGAGGGGUUGGACCAGAAUAUGAUACCUCAGUACUGUGCAACGAUAAAGCAGGCAAAUAUUAAUGGCCGUGUACUGGCUCAGUGUAGCAUUGAUGAGCUAAAGAAAGAAAUGAACAUGAAUUUUGGAGACUGGCAUCUUUUCAGAAGUAUGGUACUUGAUAUGAGAAAUGUAGAAACUCAAGCAACUACCGAGGAUUUACCUGAGCAUUCUGAAAUCUCAGUUUCUAAUGGAGAAUCUCUUUGUCACCCUUUACAUAACGAAUUGCCUCAUACAGAGCUUUCUAAUCAGGCUCCUUAUACAUUGAACUUUAGUUUUGAAGAACUGAACACUAUUAGUCUUGAAGAAGCUCCUCCACGCCACAGUAAUUUAAGUUGGCAGUCACAAACUCGCAGAACCCCAAGUCUUUCAAGUCUCAAUUCACAGGAUUCCAGUAUUGAAAUCUCAAAACUUACUGAUAAGGUUCAGGCAGAAUAUAGAGAUGCCUAUAGAGAAUAUAUUGCUCAAAUGUCUCAGCUAGAAGGGGGAGCAAGUUCUGCAACAGUUAGUGGCAGAUCUUCUCCACACAGCACAGGGAUGUACUAUAUGGGUCAGAGUUCAUCAGGGGGCUCCAUUCAUUCCACUAUAGAACAAGAAAAAGGAAAGGAUAGUGAACUGAAACAAGAUGAUACAAGGAAGUCAUUUUUAAUCAAGAGGGGAGAUGUUAUAGAUUACUCAGCUUCGGGUAUUUCCACUAAUGAUGCAUCUCCUUUGGAUCCCAUCACUGAAGAAGAUGAAAAAUCUGAUCAGUCUGGAAGUAAGCUGCUUCCAGGAAAGAAAUCCUCAGAAAGACCCAGCCUCUUCCAGACAGAUUUGAAACUAAAAGGAAGUGGGCUGCGCUAUCAAAAACUUCCAAGUGAUGAAGAUGAAUCUGGGACAGAAGAAUCAGAUAAUACUCCUCUUUUGAAGGAAGACAAAGAUAAAAAAGUAGAAGGGAAAGGAGAUAAAAUACCCAAAUCUCCAGAGCACAGCACAGAACCUAUUAGAACCUUCAUUAAAGCAAAAGAGUAUUUAUCAGAUGCUCUUCUAGACAAAAAAGAUUCCUCUGAUUCAGGAGUAAGAUCUAAUGAAAGUUCUCCAAAUCAUUCCCUUCACAAUGAAGUUGCUGAUGAUUCCCAUCUUGAAAAGGCUAACCUCAUAGAACUCGAAGAUGACAGCCACAGUGGAAAACAGGGAAUCCCACACAGCUUAAGUGGACUUCAAGAUCCAGUUGUAGCACGUAUGUCCAUUUGCUCAGAAGACAAGAAGAGUCCUUCUGAAUGCAGCUUGAUAGCAAGUAGCCCUGAGGAAAAUUGGCCAACUAUGACUGGUCAAAAAGGAUAUAACUUGAAUCGAACACCCAGUACUGUGACCCUAAAUAACAACAGUGCUCCAGCUAAUAGAGCUAACCAAAAUUUUGAUGAAAUGGAAGGAAUUAGAGAUAUUUCUCAAGUUAUAUUGCGCCCUGGUUCCAGUUCUAACUCAAGUGGAAUACAGAAUGAAAAUCUAAAAAGCAUGACCCAUAAACGAAGCCAGCGGUCAAGUUAUGCAAGACUUUCAAAAGAUUCUUCAGAACUUCAUACAGUGACCUCUUCUGACAGUGCAGGUUUUGGUGAAGAAAGAGAAAGCAUUCUUUAAGAGAAAUGAGAAAAAAUAGCCCCAUAUUGAAAUACCUCCAUGUCAAGAUUUUCUUAAAAGUUCAUCAAACAAGAAUUCAGUAGUUAAUUUUCAAGAACUUUGAGGAGAGAAAAGAUUUGCUUGACAUAACAGAGGAAGAAAUCAUGCAACAUUUUCCUCUAGUAUAGAGCAGGGUUAUCUUACAAUUGAAAAAAUAAAAAGCCUUUUUUAUUAUUAAAAGUUUUUGUGGUUACCUGACUACAUAUUUUAAGAUGGAAAUCUAAGGUUAAAUCUAAGAGCAGUGAACCUUUUGUUAAAUUUUAAAAACAUUGUUUCCAAAUGUAAAGAAAAUAAGACUAUUUAUUUCUCUUUUGGACAAUAAUAUUUGCUUGUUGAGAGACUGAAAUAACCUAUAAAAUUGAAUAAUCCAUAAAUGCAAUCAAUCUUGCAAGCAUUUAUUAAACACCUUUAUGUGUAAGGCCACAUUCUUUGCCUUAAAGACUAAGAAGACAAUACAGAAGAAAAAUCCUUGCACUAAAGUACCUAAUAUUCCACUGAGAAUCAUUGUUGAGUCACUUUUCUACACAAAAGGCCAAGCACUCUGUAUGGUUAUAUUUUGAAGCACUAAAUAGAUAAUUUAGUAGGUCUCUUAAAAAACAAAUGAAAAGUGUCCACUCAGAACUCUUUGAUUUUGUUUUCCCUUUUCUCCAUGCUUCUUUAUUUAAAUUCUUUAUAAUUCUGAAGACCUGUGAAUAGUUAUAUUCAUUAGGCAGAGUACUUUGAUAUUUACAAACAUAAACUUAACAGUUUUAUCAUCUUAUGGUUCAAGAGAUAGGUUCAUGAAAACUUGGCAAUUAUGGCAUUUCAUGAGUUAGAACCAGAAAUGGUACAUUUUCCCCUAAUACACCUGUCUGUUCUGCUGUGUCAGUGUAUUUAAUUAAUUAUAUGUCCACUUAGUAACUGAAUUUUUAACAAUUAUGACUAUUUCAUCCAAUAAGUAUCAUGUGCUUCCUGUAGACAAAUCAUUAUACUAAAAUCUAGCUGGGGAAAUGUACAUAUAAUAGGUAUGCUAAUAUUUCUUGAAUGAUUAAAUGAGCAAAUUGAUCUAUUUAUACAUGAAACAGUAACAACAUAAUUCAAGAUAGUGGCUCAUUGGCAAAAAAAAGUUUCCAUCAUGGAAGAAAAAUGUAACCAUUUUAUUUAUUUCCAAAGUACUGCAUUGCUUUUUCUUAUUGGGGUUAUUUGAGGAGGAAAAUGUUAUAGAAUCUUUCAUUUAACCCUCUUUUACAAAGCAGAAGAAUUUUUAUGCUCAAAAUCAAUGGGAAUAUAAACUAGAUCCCAUUUACAAUACUAUUCUCACAUUUACUGGAAUGUCUAUAUUAAAUGAGUGGAUUAGUAAGUAGGUCGCAAUUACCUAGUGAUCAACUGGUGUCUUUUGAAAAUAACUUUUUACUUAUGCAGCACAUGCCCAAAAAUCAAGGGAAGAAAUACUGAUGUGCUAAGUAUAAGGAUCAUAUGACUUUAGUUUAAGAUUGUGAUAAGUGUUUAAUAGUUAAUAUAUUUUCAUUCAUAUAAUCAAUGAAUAAUUAUCUGAAUUGUAGUCUUUUAAUGAUGGCAAUAAAUCAUUGUUUUCUUUUGGUACCCAGUAAAGAGUACAUUAUUGUUAUUUGUAUGUUAUCUAAUAAUUCAGAAAGUAAUUACUUUGUAUGAUCUUUCAUCAGAAGAAGUGUUUAUCCAGAAAUAAAACAAAAGAACUAGGCUGGUUAUUAGCUUUUAGAAUUUAAUAAUCAAAACAUUAUUAUGCUAUGUAAUUAAAUUUAGGCCACUAUUUCAUUCUUUUUAGAUGAGUAAUUGUCAUUAGUAUCAUUGUAACACAUUCCUUACCCUCCAACUGAAUUUGCAUGGUUUUCAGAAUUUGAAUAUGUGUGUGUAGAUUUAGAAAACAAUAAAAGAUUGGCAUGCC